AUGUCACAACUCCCCGACAUCUCCCAGAUUGCCUCUGGGGUGAGCAGCAACAGCAGCGACUCCAAUUCGGCUACCCCUGCGCCUUCCAGCGCCGGCUCCAGCGCCGCUUCCCUCGCUCACAUGGCCGAAGACAACCUCACAUGCCGCUGGAACCAGUGCAACCAAAAAUUCGCCAGCCCCGAGAUCCUCUAUGAGCACAUUUGCGAUCGCCAUGUUGGCCGCAAGAGCACAAACAACCUGAGCCUUACCUGCCAAUGGAACUCGUGCCGCACAACCACCGUCAAGCGUGACCACAUUACCUCGCACAUCCGAGUUCACGUCCCUCUCAAGCCUCACAAGUGCGAGUUCUGCGGGAAGUCCUUCAAGCGCCCUCAGGAUCUGAAGAAGCACGUCAAGACCCAUGCCGACGACUCCGUCCUCUCGCGCCAGGACAACGGCUUCAACUACCGAACCCAGACAAAGGCCCCCAGCUACUACGACCAUAAUGGUCAGAUGCGAUCCGGCCACGCCGGCUUCCCCCAGCCCGCCCACCACGGCGGUUACUAUGCUCCUCAGCAACCCGCCAGCUACGGCAUGUAUUUCAACCAGCCGCCCAUGAACACCCCUCGCGCAGAGCACAUUGGCUACAACGCUGCUGCUGCUGGUGGAUAUGAUCGCAAGCGAACUUACGACAUGGUGGACGACUUCUUUGGCAGCGCCAAGCGCCGCCACAUUGACCCCUCCUCGUACAACGACAUUGGUCGCUCGCUUCUUCCUCUCCACGGCUCUCUCUCUGUCCCCAACGGCCCCAUGGCCGCAGCGGAGCAGUACAUGCCACAACAUGCGCACGUCUCUGGCGGCAUGAGCGCCGGUGUUCCUCCUAUUGCCCACAACCCUCUGGCUCAGCAGUACUACCUGCCCAUGCCCAGUGCCCGCACUCAAAAGGACCUCGUCCAGAUCGACAACCUCUUGGGCCAGAUGCAGGACACCAUCUACGAGAACGCCAACCACGCCACAGCCGGUGUGCACAUUCACAACGGCAGCGACAACGGCUACGGCGGCUUCCGCAACACGCCUUCACCCAACACCAUGCACCGCGGAUCACCUGCCCAUAUGGCUGACGGUUACGGCGUCUCGGCCGCUAACAUGGCCUCUCCCCUCACUGCCCUCUCCUCGACCGGCACGCCCGCCGUCACUCCUCCCUCCAGCUCCAUGUCCUACACCUCUGGCCACUCUCCCAGCCCGUCUGCCUCUGGCAUGUCUGCUGCUGGCCUCUCUCCUCAGUCGCGUCACAGCCCUGCGGCCGUCAUGUACCCUAGCCUGCCCACGAGCCUUCCUGCCGCCAGCCACGGCUACGGCCAGUCGGCCACGGCCACGCUCGGCCCCAGCUUCGACAUGAGCGAGCGUCGUCGCUACUCGGGCGGCCUGCUCCAGCGCGCGCGCGGCCCUAUGCCCUCGCACCCCGUCGAGGCGCCCACCAGCGCCGCCACCACGCCCAAGGCUGCCCCAGAGAGCCCCGCGUCGCCCGCCUCGGAGUCGUCAGACAUCAGCGAGGCCACCCGUGAGCGUGACGAGCAGUACGACCGCUGGCUGGAGAACAUGCGCGUCAUUGAGGGACUGCGCGAGUACAUCCGCGGCCGCCUCGAGCGCCGGGAGUAUGUCAACGACGGAGCCGAACGCGACAGCGACGCCAUGGACGUUGAUGUGAAGAGCCCCCAGAUGUCCGGCCGCACGCUCGGCAAGGGCAAGGAGGGCAACUCUCUGUACCCCAUCCUUCCCGUUCCUGGCUCUUGA
Molecule: messenger RNA, 1773 nt
Organism: Akanthomyces muscarius
Lineage: Eukaryota; Fungi; Ascomycota; Sordariomycetes; Hypocreales; Cordycipitaceae
Exons: 3
Coding region: 1-1773 (590 amino acids)
Biological process (GO): positive regulation of transcription by RNA polymerase II
Cellular component (GO): nucleus
Source: RefSeq, a predicted model, not a curated record